Messenger RNA from Limanda limanda (common dab), 1735 nucleotides. It is a transcript of the gene msrb3, whose product is annotated as methionine sulfoxide reductase B3. Gene Ontology annotation, biological process: protein repair; response to oxidative stress. NCBI's taxonomy places the organism in Eukaryota, Metazoa, Chordata, Actinopteri, Pleuronectiformes, Pleuronectidae. Gene Ontology annotation, cellular component: cytoplasm. The coding region runs from base 361 to 936 and encodes 191 amino acids. Gene Ontology annotation, molecular function: peptide-methionine (R)-S-oxide reductase activity. The record is from RefSeq and is a predicted model, not a curated record. The transcript has 6 exons.
UGUAAAAUGAAAUUCACUUUUUAAAAUUUCAUAGGGACUUUUAUUUUGGACGCCACUGUCUGAAAGUACAGUCCCCCGUGCAGGAUGAGGCGUUAAUGUGUUUUGUUUAUCUGUGUGUGUGUGUGUCAGUGUUCAACAUGCCUGUUAACCAGUCUCCUUCAAACUCUGUGUGACCGGUGGGACUCUCAAAACAGAUGCCGACGACCAUUGCUCCCAUUACACAUCUUGUCUCUAAUCCCGUGUUGUCAUGUGUUAUUUCUCCCUCUGUCUGCUCCCCCUCCAUCCAGCCCAGUCCUCGGUGUAGUCCUGCUGAGGGGCAUUUGUUUCUAGUGGUGGGUGGCGAGCCUCUGUCCAGCAGCCAUGUCGGGCUUCAAUCUGCUGCAUCUAAUAACCAAGAGUCAGCCUGUAACUCUGAGGCCCUGCAGUCUUCCCUCAGGAGCAUGUAGAACCAAGAAGACAUGGCCGGCAAGUUUCUCUCAGGAGGAGCUGAAGAAACGUCUCACUCCCAAGCAGUUCCAUGUAACCCAGGAAAGAGGAACUGAGAGUGCGUUCACUGGUGAAUUCACAGAUCAUAAAGAUGAUGGCACCUACACGUGUGUUGUCUGUGGAAACCAGCUGUUCAGCUCCAAGACUAAAUUUGACUCCAGAUCAGGUUGGCCAUCCUUCUUUGACCUGGUGAAGGAGGAGUCUGUGACUGUGACCGAUGAUUUCUCCUAUGGGAUGCACAGAGUGGAGACCACCUGCAACCAGUGUGGCGCUCAUCUGGGACACCUGUUUGAUGAUGGACCAAGACCCACAGGGAAGCGCUACUGCAUAAACUCAGCCUCACUGGCCUUCCAGCCCAGAGACACGGCCUCCUCCACCUCCAGCUCCAGCCCCGCGGCCGAGGGUGGAGCUGCCAGCAGCUCAGCGAGCGAUGGGAAGACGGAGCUCUGAAGGACACGCCGGCCUUCUGACUGUGUGUAGGAGUCCAAAAGUUAUCGUAGCAUUGAAAUACUUCAAAGUACAGACAGAGUGAGGUGAUUGUGUGGCAGAGACAAGAAAAGGCCUCUAGUUCAAGACACAGACCAAAUGCACCAAAUAAUCUGUCACAUGGGAAAGUGCAUGUUUCCUAAACAGCCAUAAAACUGCAACUCAUGCCCACACUGCAUUGAUUGGUUGCCUUAAAAUAAUCAUUUGGUAUUUGUCAACUUGGGUGUUGCACUCAGAUUUUUCUCUGUUGUCGUCAUGAGGGGAGCAGGUUGUGUUACUGCCACAGGACCUUCAGCUGUGGUUCAGUGACGACUUCCUGUGUUUCCAUUCAGUAUGAGCUUCUGCUUCCUGCCCCAUGUAACAGUGUCCGGACUGAAUUAUGCAUUUCCCCCAGAAAAACAUCUAUGUUGACAAAUAACAAAAUUCCUCCCUUUAAAUAACCAGGUUUGGGUUUUAGCAUCUGCUCUGCCAGUUUAUAUAUGGAUGAAGUGCUGUGUUCUAGACACACAAACACACAUGUGUAUACAUAAUAAAUAUAUAUUACUAUAUUAAAGCGUUGUUUGAUACUGAGAGGUUAAUUUAACGAUAUCACCUAUGCAAGUGCUAGCGUCAGCAUUGACCGAAGGAAUCUUAUUGUGGAAAAUAAUGUAGUGCGGCCUCCAGGUCACUUCCUGUAUUUGUUCCUUCUUUAGUCCUUUGCUUUAGGAAAUAUUUUCAGCUUGUAUUAAAACAGUUAUUGGAUGAAUAAAAUAUCUUGAAUCAC